UGUGGUUGCAAGGUGGUCCUGGGAUGUCAUCUCUCUAUGGACUAUUUAGAGAAAUUGGUCCUUUAACGAUCAAUAACGGAAAAGUUGGAAUGAUGCCAGUAACUUGGGCUAGUGAUUAUUCACUGCUGUUUAUUGAUAACCCCGCUGGUUCCGGCUUUAGUUUCUCGAGACGAAAGCGAUACCCUAGUAAUCAGGAUGAGAUCGGAAGCAGUCUUCUAACAUUCAUGAAGCAGUUCAUCCAAGUAUUUCCAGAGUUAACAGAAGCACCUCUGUUCAUUGCUGGCGAAGAAUAUGGCGGGAAAUAUGUACUCGGAUUAGCACAUUACAUACAUCACGAUGAAAUGUUCUCAUCCACUAUUAAUUUAAAGGGUUUGAUAAUCGGUGAUGGAUGGAUCGAUCCUCCCAAUUUGCUGCAGUACUCAAAAUGGGCUUUACAACUUGGUCUUGUCGAUCACCAGCAAGCUGCAAAAAUAAAAGAAGCGGAGGACAUGGCCAGGAUGUAUUGGGAGGAGCAAAAUAUAUACGACUACGCUGGAAAAGCUAAAAUGGCAUACAACUUACUAAAAACAUUCGCGCCAUUCGAUGAUCUAAACUAUUUAAAAGACGAUACGGAGCACUGGGAACUAGAAAUCAGCAAAUAUCUCAACCAAGAUAAAGUAAAAAAAAUAUUACACGUAGGCGAUAUAGGAUUCGAUUUUAUUAAUUAUGGCUCUCAGAGCAAAUUAUAUGAAGAAAUUUAUUUAUCAGUGAUACCGUGGUUGGAAGAACUAGUAGAACACUAUGGUGUACUAUGUUACAGUGGACAAUUGGAUAUGCUUAUGGCAUAUGCCUUAUUAGAGAAGUCGUAUAGAAACCUUGAAUGGUCUGGGCGUGAAGGAUAUCUAAACGCUAGCAGGGAACCACUUUUCGGACACGACCACACUGUUAAUGGGUAUAUCAAGACUGCGGGCAAUUUUAUGGAAAUAAUGAUUCGGGGUGCAGGACAACAUGUUCCUGCAGACAAUCCAAUAGUAGCAAAACAGGCUAUAGAUAUUUUUAUAGAAAAAUAUGCCUAAAAAUAGCACAUCAAAUGCAUGCCAAUUACUUCGGCAUUUAAAAACUGAUCUGAAUAAGUUAAAGUUAAGCAUUGUUUG
Molecule: messenger RNA, 1133 nt
Organism: Papilio polytes (common Mormon)
Lineage: Eukaryota; Metazoa; Arthropoda; Insecta; Lepidoptera; Papilionidae
Product: vitellogenic carboxypeptidase-like
Exons: 7
Coding region: 24-1055 (343 amino acids)
Biological process (GO): proteolysis
Molecular function (GO): serine-type carboxypeptidase activity
Source: RefSeq, a predicted model, not a curated record